Molecule: messenger RNA, 2011 nt
Organism: Brassica napus (rape)
Lineage: Eukaryota; Viridiplantae; Streptophyta; Magnoliopsida; Brassicales; Brassicaceae
Product: glutathione S-transferase T3-like
Exons: 1
Coding region: 1039-1911 (290 amino acids)
Source: RefSeq, a predicted model, not a curated record
UCAUCUGUAAGUGUAUAUAUUUUGCAUGUAAAAUAUAUAUUGCGAUUUGUUUUUUUCUGAAAUUGUUGUGAUCUCACUGUUUUCUCGGCAAAGGUGGGAUCAUUAUGAGAGUUUUUUUUACGAUUUUGUGCGUGUUUGAUCCUUGUUUAGAUCAGAGUAAUGGUUUAGAAUCUUUUGUCGGUUUCAUCCAUGUUUGAUUGUUUUCUCGCAAACAUGACACAUGAUUCAUGACAUUGAUGUAUGUGAACCGUAUUGAACUAGUUUUACCUCUAACUGGAAUGUGGUUCUCUCGGAUCACAGUAAAAUUGACACACAUUUUGCUCUGUUCUUGUGUGUGUUUCAUUCGAUAUAGUUUUCUCUAAAUUGACAUACAUUUUGCUCUGUUCUUAAUGGUUCUAAUCUCACUUUUAAAUAUUUUGUUCUCUGAUAGGUUUUAAACACAGUAGCGAGAACUUCUCUGCUUGAUGGUCCUCUCAAGCAACUCAACAAAGGUUCGUGUGGUCCUUCGCUUAGUUAGUGUAUUUAAUUUUUGAACAUUUAGUUUAGCCUUUGCUUAAUCUUGGUUCUUUUUUUGUGGAAGGAGGCUCUCGUAUAGCGCCAUUUACAGUGAAACGAGAUGCCAAUAACCACAGCAGAGACAACAACGAUGAGGUAAUGUGGCAUAACUUUACUUAGUUUUUAGGUUUAGUUUGCUUGAGUUGGUUGCACCGGUUUAAUGUAGGUUCAAUGCAAUGAUAGAUUUGAUGGAGUUGUAAUUCAAGUCUGAUAGAUUUGAGUCGCUUUUAAUGCUUUGUUAGAUAGGUUUGUAAUUUAAUGGAAUUAAGUCUGAUGGUGUUUGUUAGUUGGGUUGAUGUGAUUAACGUUUGGUGGUUGUGGUAGUAAAGGGACUUUAAUUCCCUUUUCAAAUCUAUCUAACUUGUUUCAACAAGUUAAAUCCUUAAUAAAAGCUGUCUAACUUGGUUCAACAAGUUAAUUCCUUCUUCUUUGUAUCUCCUUCUUCUUCGUAUUCCUUCUCCUUUGUAUCUCCUGCUUCUUGCUAUGGAUCCUUUUAGCCUAGAUUGUAGCUUUCAAAAUCUCUUAAACAACCAACACCGAAACACCUCCUUCUCCUUUGUGUCUGCUCAAAUCCCUAGUGUAGAACUCUCUGCCUCGGAUGAAGAGGUUGAGGCUGUGUCUGACCGCAAAGAGAGGCGCAAAUGGUCUCCAACAGAGGAUGUUGUGCUGAUAAGCGCAUGGCUGAACACCUCCAAAGAUGCAGUGGUCGGGAAUGAGCAGAAAGCAAUGGCCUUUUGGAAACGCAUUGCUGCAUACUUUGGUGCGAGUCCUAAGAUGGCUGGUAUGCAGAAGAGAGAGGGAAUGCACUAUAAACAGAGGUGGGCCAAGAUUAACGAGGGGGUAUGUAAGUUCGUUGGAUGUUAUGAAGCGGCAACAAAACAGAGAUCGAGUGGACAGAACGAGGAUGACGUUUUGAAGAUGGCUCACGAGAUUUUCUUCAAUGAUUACAAGUCCAAGUUCACCAUGGAGCACGCAUGGUUGGAGCUUCGCCAUGACCAGAAGUGGUGUGGAACACAAACUACAAAAGAUAAAGUUCAAUCCAAGAGGAGGAAGUUAGACGAUAUAUCGGCUCAGUCAUCAACUUCUGUUGCAGGAGAUGAUGAAGCAAUGGCUCGGGCAGAAGGUGUUAAAGCUGCAAAGGCUAGAGGAAAAAAAGGUGUGAGUAAGCCAGCGUCUCUGGAAGAAGAAGGAAAGGAGUUCAAGAGUAUCUGGGAGAUUAAACAGAGAGACUUUGAUUUGAAAGAUAAGCUUAACAAGCAGAAAUUGCUUGAUAGUCUAAUUGCCAAGACUGAGCCACUUUCGGAACUAGAAAUAGCUUUGAAAAAUAAGCUUAUAACCGACAUGUUGGCAAUCUAGUAUGAUGGUCUUUCUUUCUCUUUAGUAGCGGUUAAUGUUUCUCUUCAGUAGCGGUCUUUGUUUCUCUCUGUAUCAGUCUUUGAUGUUGUCUUGUUGUGUA